Messenger RNA from Jaculus jaculus (lesser Egyptian jerboa), 1225 nucleotides. RefSeq names its product glutaredoxin 3 (gene Glrx3). The transcript is spliced from 11 exons. The coding region runs from base 7 to 1011 and encodes 334 amino acids. The record is from RefSeq and is a predicted model, not a curated record. NCBI's taxonomy places the organism in Eukaryota, Metazoa, Chordata, Mammalia, Rodentia, Dipodidae.
GGCAGCAUGGCGGCGGGGGCGGCUGAGGCGGCCGCGGCGGUGGUGGAGGUCUGCUCGGCCGGGCACUUCGAGGAGCUGCUGCGCCUCAAAGCCAAGUCCCUCCUUGUGGUCCAUUUCUGGGCACCAUGGGCUCCACAGUGUGUGCAGAUGAACGAUGUCAUGACAGAGCUAGCUAAGGAACACCCUUCCGUCUCAUUUGUGAAGCUGGAAGCUGAAGCUGUUCCUGAAAUAUCUGAAAAAUAUGAAAUUAGUUCUGUUCCCACCUUUCUGUUUUUCAAGAAUUCUCAGAAAAUCGACCAAUUAGAUGGUGCCCAUGCCCCAGAGUUGACAAAAAAAGUUCAGCGCCACGCUUGUAGCAGCUCCUUCCCUCCCAGUGCUAAUGAGCAUCUCAAAGAAGACCUCAACCUUCGCCUGAAGAAGCUGACUCAUGCUGCCCCCUGCAUGUUGUUUAUGAAGGGCACACCUCAAGAACCUCGCUGCGGUUUCAGUAAGCAGAUGGUGGAAAUUCUUCACAAACAUAAUAUUCAGUUUAGCAGUUUUGACAUCUUCUCAGAUGAAGAAGUUCGACAGGGCCUCAAAACAUACUCCAAUUGGCCCACAUAUCCCCAGCUCUACGUUUCUGGAGAACUCAUAGGAGGACUUGACAUAGUCAAGGAGCUAGAGGCAUCUGAAGAAUUAGAUACAAUUUGUCCCAAAGCUCCCAAACUAGAGGAAAGGCUCAAAGUACUGACAAAUACUGCUUCUGUGAUGCUCUUUAUGAAAGGAAGCAAGCAGGAAGCAAAAUGUGGAUUCAGCAAACAAAUUCUGGAAAUACUGAAUAGUACCGGUGUUGACUAUGAAACAUUCGACAUACUAGAGGAUGAGGAAGUGCGGCAAGGGUUGAAGAAGUAUUCGAACUGGCCAACCUAUCCUCAGCUAUAUGUGAAGGGCGAGCUUGUUGGAGGACUGGAUAUUGUGAAGGAACUAAAAGAAAAUGGUGAAUUGUUGCCUAUACUGAGAGGAGAAAAUUAAUAAAUGUUCAACGUGGUGCCCCAACUAUUUCAAGAAAUAUUUAAUGACCGUGGAGCAGUUCAUGAUGGUCCUCAGAAGUGGACUAGGAAUAGAAAAGAUGCUGCUUAUUCAGUCAUGCUUUGUGUAUUUCACAAGGUUGUGCUAAAUAAAUGUAUGUUACAUUUUUUUCCACCAAAAACUAGAAUGCAAUAAAUAUCUUCAAAUUCAUGUAAAA